UCCGUUGCCUCCUGCUCCCGCUUCUAUUCCUGCCGUUUCCACACUUGAACCGUCGCGUUAAAAUAUUUCGGAGGCAUCCUUUUAAAACUAGUGCAUGUGAUUGUUUAUGAAUGGCCGUUCUGUUCGACAAGGUGGACAAGAUUGAUUCGACGAUUUGGAGCAAGGUGCGAUCCGCCGGACGAAGAAUGGGCACAGGUGAUCGUUUGUUGGACAUUCCAUGCAAAGUAUGUGGUGAUCGAAGUUCUGGCAAACAUUAUGGCAUUUACAGUUGCGAUGGUUGUUCCGGAUUUUUCAAACGAAGCAUUCAUCGUAAUCGAGUCUACACCUGUAAAGCCACCGGCGACCUGAAAGGACGUUGUCCUGUUGACAAAACUCACAGAAACCAGUGUCGCGCUUGCCGAUUGCACAAGUGUUUUCAAGCCAGUAUGAAUAAAGAUGCUGUGCAACAUGAGAGAGGUCCUCGCAAACCAAAACUCCACAACAAUCCAGCACAUAUGCAUCACUCGGGGGUGGGAGCCGGUAUACCGCCGUUGCCCGGCGAUAAGAUGCAGCCGGCAUCGCUGCACUUUGCGUCGGGACUCUUCGGGCCGGCACACCCACACCCGCUGAAGGCAUUUGCGCUACCACCGGGCGCCGCCGCCAUUGCGGCUGCCGCUUCUAGUCCGUCGCAGCAUUUGGACAUUCCACCACCGCUCUUUCAUCCUCAUCAAGCAUUUCCACCUCCGCCACUGUUGAAUAUUCUCAUGUCAGCAGAAAAAUGUCAGGAAUUGGUUUGGAACACUAAAAUGCAAACUUCUUUACAUCAUGCCGGCCAGCUUCCUUCCACCACGCAACCGGAGUCUACUACCGAAUCGUCUUCCGGUUUGUCUGUUGCUAGUCUGCCACCCAGUAGUCCCCCCUUGGGAUUGAGUUUAAUUACACCAACGUGGGAUAUUUUGCAAGAAACAACAGCGCGGCUUUUGUUCAUGGCCGUGCGAUGGGUCCGUUGUUUGGCGCCGUUUCAAACACUUAGCAAGCAUGAUCAACUUUUAUUGUUACAAGAAUCUUGGAAGGAACUUUUUCUAUUGCAUCUUGCGCAAUGGUCUGUUCCAUGGGACUUAUCUGCGUUGCUAGGAUGUCCGCAAGCUAGAGAACGACUGCCACAAGAUUUACAUACAGCAACAGAAAUUAAAACUAUUCAAGAAAUUAUGUGUCGUUUUCGUCAAAUCUCACCAGAUGGAAGUGAGUGUGGAUGUAUGAAAGCUAUAGUACUCUUCACACCGGAAACAGCGGGUUUGUGUGAUGUGCAACCAGUGGAAAUGCUUCAGGAUCAAGCUCAGUGCAUUCUUGGCGAUUAUAUACGCACUAGAUAUCCUCGGCAACCAACGCGAUUUGGUCGUCUUUUAUUGCUUGUACCGAGCUUACGCGCAAUUCGUCCAUUAACGGUAGAACUGCUCUUUUUUAAAGAGACCAUCGGCGAGAUUCCAAUUACUCAACUCUUGGGCGAUAUGUAUUACAUGGAAAAAUGUGGUUCCGUGCCAACAUAAAUAAUAUCGCCACAAAAUAUUUAAACUUUGAAAUCGAUUUGUGCAAAUGAAUCCUGCAAAGUUAAAUUCUAAAUUCUACUCAAAUUUAAACUGAAACUUCCAAACAUAGGUACACAUGUCAUUAAUAUUAAUAACUAAAAAAUCCAUAAUACGAACUAAAUGUACAUUAAUUAUCUUAAAUUAUUUUCUGUGAUAUACUUGUUUAGCUUAUAGUUUCAAAUUUCACUUUAUUGGUAAGAGUUAUUUUAAUGCUAUACCUAAC
Messenger RNA from Dalotia coriaria, 1788 nucleotides. RefSeq names its product nuclear receptor dissatisfaction (gene dsf). Gene Ontology annotation, biological process: regulation of transcription by RNA polymerase II; anatomical structure development; cell differentiation. The transcript is spliced from 8 exons. Bases 111 to 1526 code for a protein of 471 amino acids. The record is from RefSeq and is a predicted model, not a curated record. Lineage: Eukaryota; Metazoa; Arthropoda; Insecta; Coleoptera; Staphylinidae. Gene Ontology annotation, molecular function: zinc ion binding; RNA polymerase II cis-regulatory region sequence-specific DNA binding; nuclear receptor activity.